This is a messenger RNA of Penicillium pulvis, 996 nucleotides long. RefSeq lists its product as uncharacterized. Bases 1 to 996 code for a protein of 331 amino acids. The record is from RefSeq and is a predicted model, not a curated record. The transcript is spliced from 3 exons. Lineage: Eukaryota; Fungi; Ascomycota; Eurotiomycetes; Eurotiales; Aspergillaceae.
AUGGCGGAGAAGAAGAAUCAGAAGUCCAAUCAAGAGAAGGAGGUCGAGAACCAGGUCAACAAGAUCUGGAGGCAGUUCGGGUCAGAUACCCGACGUAUGAAGAUCGAUCCUUCAAAGGCAGACUGCCUAGUUCCAAUGCUCCAAACAGCAUUACAGCGGCAAAAGGAGGUCCUGCACCCCUCUCGCAUUGAUGAAUUCACAUGGAAGGCGAUUCGUGACUUGACGGUUUCCCAAAUCGAUGAGGCGUUUGGGCUUGCAGAGGAGAAACCUGGAUCCGAGAAGCUACAGCCCUGGCCCCCUCGCAACAUGAUCCCAAUGGAUAUACCGGCCGACUGCUUGACCUCGAUACAACGAGCCAAAAAGUACAUGGCAUACUCAUUCCCAAAUGAGGCUGCUGCUAGGGUCGUAAUCGACGUUGUCCUCUUUAGCAUUCUUGACCAGGUCAUGGAUGGCCACUGCGAUGUCUCGGGCACUUGGCCCCUACAUAUUCAGAUGGAAACCGUCCUAGAGUCGAACCUGGUGACGGUCAAAGGGGAGGAUCAACGGUUCCGCGGAGCCAGCGACUACACUCUUUGGUAUGGCAAAGGGGAUGGGCCUGAAAAGGCAAUCAAUCUCGUCGUGAUUGAGGCAAAGGCUACGGAGCCUCGCGGUCGCUGUGAGACUGGUGAUGAACAGGCCUUGGGUUACAUGGCAUGUGUUCAUCAAGAGAGGCGGUUACAGCCUGGCCGAAGCGCCACUGUCUAUGGCGCCGUGACGAAUGGUAGAGAGUGGCGCUUCAUUCGCAUCAAUGAAGAAGGGAAGUAUAACUUCCACUCAGAGUUUACCACCAAGAGUGGCGAGCAUGGCAGUGAGACUGGCUAUGCCAAGAUAGCCACACUCUUGGGCUUUAUUAUGGGCCAGGCGAUGAUUUUGUCGCCAUACACGUCAAGGAUACACUCGAAGGAAACUUCUCGAGAAGAUGAUGCGCCCAUCCCGGAUGAUUAUGGUCUCUGUUGA